CCCACCUUUCCACACGCAGCAGUCCUCUUCUAUCCUGAAGGAAGAAAUCCAGGUGAAGAAAAAUCAUGCCUUUGUUUAGUAAAUCGCACAAAAACCCUGCUGAGAUUGUGAAAAUUCUGAAAGAAAACAUGGCCAUAUUGGAAAAACAAGAAAAAAAGACAGACAAGGCAUCGGAGGAAGUGUCAAAAUCUCUGCAAGCAAUGAAGGAAAUUCUGUGUGGGACCACAGACAAGGAGCCACCUACAGAAAUCGUGGCUCAGCUGGCGCAAGAGCUAUAUAACAGUGGCCUUCUAGUGACGCUUAUUGCCAACCUGCAGCUGAUAGAUUUUGAGGGCAAAAAGGACGUUUCCCAGAUAUUUAACAACAUCUUGAGAAGACAAAUCGGCACACGCAGCCCUACUGUGGAAUACAUUAGUGCCCAUCCACAUAUCCUAUUCAUGCUUCUAAAAGGAUAUGAAUCCCCAAAUAUUGCCUUACGCUGUGGAAUUAUGCUGAGAGAGUGUAUCCGGCAUGAACCCUUGGCCAAAAUCGUACUUUUUUCAGAACAGUUCAGAGACUUUUUUAAAUACGUGGAAAUGUCAACAUUUGAUAUAGCUUCUGAUGCUUUUGCUACAUUCAAGGACCUGUUAACGCGACACAAACUGUUGGUAGCAGAAUUUCUGGAACAAAAUUACGAUGCGAUCUUUGAGGAUUAUGAAAAACUCCUUCAUUCUGAGAAUUACGUAACAAAGAGACAAUCUUUGAAGCUGCUGGGUGAAUUGAUUCUGGAUCGACACAAUUUUGCCAUCAUGACAAAAUACAUCAGCAAACCAGAAAAUCUGAAGCUGAUGAUGAACCUGCUGCGAGAUAAAAGCCCCAACAUUCAGUUUGAAGCAUUCCACGUGUUCAAGGUUUUUGUGGCCAGUCCAAACAAGACACAGCCUAUUGUGGAGAUCCUGUUGAAAAACCAACCCAAGCUAAUUGAGUUUCUGAGCAAUUUCCAGAAAGAGAGGACGGAUGACGAACAAUUCACUGAUGAGAAGAACUACCUGAUUAAGCAAAUCCGAGACUUGAAAAAGCCGACAGCAUGAAGAACUCCUCUCGUUUUCCACUGUAGGCAUUAAUCUCAUUUGUUAAGUUCCUCUGUGUCCCUUAAACACCACAAUAAUGCUUGAGAAGGCACAGCAAGUGCCUGGUUUUUAUUUUGUCUUUGUUCCUAGAUGUCAAGAGUAUAGGGGUUUUACAUGAAAACUAAAAAACCAAAAAUCUAGAAUAAUAUAUUAUUUUUAAUCAAGACUAUAAUUAUUUAUGUCAGUUUAGAAUCUUUCUGUAAUAGAAGCUGGUGUGAUGGAUUUUUCAUUUGUGCUCAAGAAGAAUGAACCUCUUUGCUUAACUUUAUCAGUAAACUCAAGCUGUUGGUGAGUGCACAGAGUAGGUCUUCUGCGGACCGUAACGUUGUUCCUUUGCACCUGUAGUUGUGACUUUGUUCUAGUGCUGCACACACACAAGACUGUGAAAGAGUACGUUUGUCUCUGGAGUUAGCUGCACUUAUAGAUCGGGUUCUUCAGUCCAAACAGUGGGAGAUGAAAGAGCAGUAAAGGUCACAUUUUUGCUUUAUUUUUGUGUUCUUU
Nipponia nippon (crested ibis) is the source of this 1610-nucleotide messenger RNA. RefSeq names its product calcium binding protein 39 like (gene CAB39L). Gene Ontology annotation, biological process: intracellular signal transduction. Lineage: Eukaryota; Metazoa; Chordata; Aves; Pelecaniformes; Threskiornithidae. Gene Ontology annotation, molecular function: protein serine/threonine kinase activator activity. The record is from RefSeq and is a predicted model, not a curated record.